Messenger RNA from Drosophila bipectinata, 1363 nucleotides. RefSeq names its product 2-aminoadipate transaminase. The record is from RefSeq and is a predicted model, not a curated record. Gene Ontology annotation, biological process: biosynthetic process. NCBI's taxonomy places the organism in Eukaryota, Metazoa, Arthropoda, Insecta, Diptera, Drosophilidae. Gene Ontology annotation, molecular function: L-2-aminoadipate:2-oxoglutarate transaminase activity; pyridoxal phosphate binding.
AGUUUAUUGUUUUUCCGUGGCAUUUCUAUAAAAGCUAGCACAUAUUGCACUGAUAAGGUAGUGCUAUGUCCCAAUCCCAACGGAAAUCAUGACGGAGAAGAACAACACCGAGCGGUACCUAAAACACCUGUUCGAUGGAGGGCCCUGGAAUGUCUACGAACCAAACAUUCUCAACCUGGGAGUGGGUGCUCCAGGAACAGAUCUUCUGGAGUCCAACUGCGACAAUUUUAGGAAAGCUACGGAUCACUGUCUGGAACGUGAAAAGCGUGAAAAUCAAUCACUGAUUUUCCAAUAUGGACCUACCAGUGGAGCUUACGAGGUGCGCUUUGAGAUUGCCACAUAUUUCAGUGAAAUGUAUGAAAACCCCGUCAACAGUGAAGAUUUGAUUAUUACCACUGGAGCCACCCAAGGCCUGCAUUUGAUUCUCUCCACCUUGAUCGACUUCCAGGGAUUCAUAUUCGUGGAUGAGUUCACCUACAUGAUUGCCCUGGACAGCAUGAAGCACUUUACCAGCCUUAACAUUAUUCCUGUCAAAUUAAACGACGAUGGUGUGGAUCUGAAGGACCUGGAGGAGAAAGUCUCUAAGAGACGUUUUAAGUCAGAGAAAAAAGAGUUCUGGGGAAUAUAUUACACCAUUCCAACGUAUCAUAAUCCAACGGGUAUAAUCUUCUCCCCAGAGAUUUGCCGUGGAAUUGUGAAACUGGCGCGCAAGUAUGAUUUCCUGGUGGUCUGUGACGAUGUCUACACCAUUCUACAUUACGACGAGAAACCCACGCUAUCGCGUCUCCUGGCAUACGAUGAUCGUUCCGAUCCUGAUUUUGUCGGCAGCGUCAUCUCCAAUGGCAGCUUUUCCAAAAUUCUGGGACCCGGAGUCCGAGUGGGUUGGCUGGAGAUACCUCCACGAGUUAAACCCAUCCUAGAUAGAAGUGGCUUCGCCAACAGCGGUGGGUGCUUCAAUAAUUACACCGCCGGAAUCGUGCGAAGUCUCUUUGAGCUGAAGUUGGCCCAAGAACAGAUUGAUCGGUUUUAUGAAGCCUACAAGGAGAGGAUGCUGGCCACCACGGAGAUCCUGCGCGAAGAACUGCCUCAGGGUUGCAAGCUGGUCAGUCCCACUGGCGGUUACUUUAUUUGGGUCCGAAUACCGGACCACCUGGAUGCCAGAAAGUUUCUGGAAUACAGUAUGCAGGAGGAAAAGAUCUUUUUUAUAGCCGGGCCGCGCUUUUCGUUGGAUGGGGAGUCUGGAAAACAGUUCUUCCGAUUGUCGAUAGCCUUUUAUCCCAAAGGGAAGCUGGUGGAUGGUGCCAGGAGGCUGUGCCGCGCCCUUAGGAAUUACAUCGAAAAGAAUCCUGCUGGUGGUAGUUAG